GAAAAUGAAAUCAGAAUUUUUAUUCUCUUGUAUUCCAUGGUUGCGAUCCAACUCUUCGAGGAAUACGAAGAGAUUGACGAUAUUCUUAAGGACUUAAGCGAAUGUAUGAGACGUGCGGUGGACGGCGAGUCCGAGGAGGCGGCCGAUGACGCGCCCCUUUGGGCGGACGUCUUAAUCGAUUUAAUACUCUCGUUGUUAACCAAGAACUCAAAGCUGACUAAAAAUAUGUUGUUAUCGAGUUUUAAGCACAUUUGCGGUCACAUUACGAACGCCGGCGUUCAGUAUUUAGUCGACGCUAUCAACCCGUCCAACGAUAACAAAUUGUUUGGCGGUAUAGAGGACUCGGAUGUGGACGACGAGGAAAUGGAUGCCGAAGAAGAGAGUGACAAAUCUGAGAGCGAAUCGGAGUCUGAGGACGAAGAGCCGACCGGCGAAGUGGAUGAGAAUUUCCGCAACGAUGUGAUCAACGCGUUGGGAGCGGCCGCUGAGAACGACGACGACGAGGAAUCGGUUUACUUGAGUGACAGCGAAAUGUUUCAGUUCGACGACACUUUGGCCGCUGUUUUCAAAUCGAAAUACUCGGACAAAAAGGAGGCCAACGAGAAGCAAAACUCUAUCCUUAUGUUCAGAAUCAGAUGUCUGNUGAACUCCAAGUCCGUAAAUAUGGAUCAAAUUCUGCAGUUGAUUCAGCCGAUAGUGUCGGUGGCAAAGAGUCCGUUCCAGCCCUCCAAACAGAACCAAUUGGGCUCAAAGGCUAUCCAAUUGAUGGUACAGAUUACCAAAAUUAAGGAUAAAACAGACGAUUCGCUUGAAGUGAAAGAUUUGAAGGAAGUGUUGGAGUUUUUAGUAACCAUUUUAAACAAAAGCAAUCACUUGGAGCUUCAGAAAGCGUUGAAUUCACUAUUUAUAUGGACUAUCCAAAUGAGUAGAAAGUUUUAUCCGAAAGACAACUGGUAUUUGGGUGUCAUUGAGAGCACAUUGAAAGAAAUUGGGUUUAAGUUAUGGGAUAUAUUCGUCGAGUAUUCAUUUAUCGAUGAGAUUCGUGCCUUUAAGAAGUCAUUAGCCAUUCAAGUGUUGUUGACUUUGUGUAGAACUCAGACCUCGAAGAAUAAAGCGAUUGAUUUAUCGGACAAUCAGUUGACUGAA
Messenger RNA from Oppiella nova, 1146 nucleotides. The record is from the annotation of a GenBank genome assembly. Lineage: Eukaryota; Metazoa; Arthropoda; Arachnida; Sarcoptiformes; Oppiidae.